Molecule: messenger RNA, 541 nt
Organism: Otolemur garnettii (small-eared galago)
Lineage: Eukaryota; Metazoa; Chordata; Mammalia; Primates; Galagidae
Gene: MAL
Product: mal, T cell differentiation protein
Exons: 4
Coding region: 80-541 (153 amino acids)
Biological process (GO): myelination
Cellular component (GO): membrane
Molecular function (GO): structural constituent of myelin sheath
Source: RefSeq, a predicted model, not a curated record
CUCCGCGGAGCAAUCCAGAGGUCAGCGCCGAUUCCAAGCCGCGUGCGUCCUGUCCCCAGGCCGACGCCAGCACGCCGCCAUGGCCCCGGCAGCGGCGUCGGGUGGCAGCUCCCUGCCCAGUGGCUUCUCGGUCUUCUCCACCUUCCCCGACUUGCUCUUCGUCUUUGAGUUUGUCUUCGGGGGCCUGGUGUGGAUCCUGAUCGCCUCCUCCCACGUGCCCAUUCCCCUGAUCCAGGGCUGGGUGAUGUUCGUGUCUGUGUUCUGCUUUGUGGCUACCACCACCCUGCUCAUCUUGUACAUAAUUGGCGCCCAUGGUGGGGAGACUUCCUGGAUCACCCUGGACACCACCUACCACUGCAUCGCUGCCCUGUUUUACCUCAGCGCCUCAGUCCUGGAAGCCCUGGCCACCAUCUACAUGCAAGAUGGCUUCACCUACAAAUACUACCAUGAAAACAUCUCUGCUGUGGUGUUUUCCUACGUAGCUACUCUGCUGUACGUGGUCCACGCAGUGUUUUCUUUAAUCAGAUGGAAGUCUUCAUAA